CGCACUUCCCACUCAGCGGGACAACAAAUAAUUUUAGAGGAAUUAAGAUACAAGAUGCGCAAGUUGACCAGCUUCGUGUGCGGCACAGGCGCCGGCCUGGCGGCCUACUACCUGCAGCGGCUGCGCGACCCCCAGGCGGCGGUGCAGAACUCGUGGACGCACAGCGACAAGCCGGUGGACCCGUGGGCCCUCUGGGACUCCAACUGGGACUGCCGGGAGCCGCGGGCGCUGGUCCGCCCGCUGCGCAACGGCCAGCCGGAGGAGGAGAACCGCUUCAACGCGGAGCUGGAGAAGGCCAAGGCCAAGAAGCCGCGCCACAUCAUCCUGGUGCGGCACGGCGAGUACCUGGACGCGGGCGACUCGGACGACACGCACCACCUCACCGAGCGCGGCCGCAAGCAGGCGGAGUUCACCGGCAAGCGGCUCAGCGAGCUGGGCAUCAAGUGGGACAAGGUGGUGGCCUCCACCAUGGUGCGGGCCCAGGAGACCUCGGACAUCAUCCUGCAGCAGAUCGACUUCGACAAGGAGAAGGUGGUCAACUGCGCCUUCCUGCGCGAGGGGGCGCCCAUUCCGCCCCAGCCGCCGGUGGGCCACUGGAAGCCGGAGGCAUCUCAGUUCCUCCGCGACGGAUCGCGCAUCGAGGCCGCCUUCCGGCGCUACUUCCACCGCGCCUACCCCGACCAGGAGAAGGAGAGCCACACGCUGAUCGUGGGCCACGGCAACGUGAUCCGCUACUUCGUCUGCCGCGCCCUCCAGUUCCCCGCCGAGGGCUGGCUGCGCAUCAGCAUCAACCACGCCUCCAUCACCUGGCUGACCAUCAGUCCGUCGGGCAACGUGUCCAUCAAGUACCUGGGCGACUCGGGCUUCAUGCCCGCCGCCCUGCUCACGAACCGCAUCCCGCGGGAGGCCAAGAAUGUGGUGUAGAGUCUCCUGAAACUGCCCUCCAAACUGCCAGGAUGAGAGGCAUCCUAGUGUAUUUAUUGCCAGGCCUUAAAGUAAAUCCGUAAGCUCAGAUGGUGUAUUUGUAUAGAUGAUCAUGUAAAGUAUUGCCGCAUGUUAGAGUCAAUCUCCAGGGGAGGAGGAUCGCCUUCCGACUGAAGUAAUAACAUUUUUUAUAGAAUGCCAAACAUUAAAAAAGGGUUUCUUGAUUUACACAAGGA
Molecule: messenger RNA, 1160 nt
Organism: Drosophila takahashii
Lineage: Eukaryota; Metazoa; Arthropoda; Insecta; Diptera; Drosophilidae
Gene: Pgam5
Product: Phosphoglycerate mutase 5
Biological process (GO): peptidyl-threonine dephosphorylation; positive regulation of mitochondrial fission
Cellular component (GO): mitochondrion
Molecular function (GO): protein serine/threonine phosphatase activity
Source: RefSeq, a predicted model, not a curated record